AUGUUGUUAUUUUGUCCAGAGUGUGGUGGUUCUUUGCAGAUUGAGGAGAACAGAAACUGCAACCAAUUUACGUGCAACAACUGUCCGUAUGUGAAAAGUGUCACAAAGCUGUUGAGAAGCAGAUAUUAUCCUAAACUGAAGGACUUGGAUGAGAUCUUAGGUGGACCAGGGGCCUGGGAAAACGCACAAAUAACGGAUGAACGUUGUCCGAAAUGCGGCGGAGAUAGAGCAUAUUUCAUGCAGUUACAAACUCGGAGUGCUGACGAACCUAUGACAAUCUUUUAUCGUUGUGCGAAUUCGGACUGUGUGCAUCGCUGGAAAGAAUAA
Molecule: messenger RNA, 327 nt
Organism: Enterobius vermicularis (human pinworm)
Lineage: Eukaryota; Metazoa; Nematoda; Chromadorea; Rhabditida; Oxyuridae
Source: the annotation of a GenBank genome assembly